Dendrobium catenatum is the source of this 2277-nucleotide messenger RNA. RefSeq lists its product as uncharacterized. The record is from RefSeq and is a predicted model, not a curated record. Gene Ontology annotation, molecular function: nucleic acid binding; RNA-DNA hybrid ribonuclease activity. Lineage: Eukaryota; Viridiplantae; Streptophyta; Magnoliopsida; Asparagales; Orchidaceae. Bases 1 to 2277 code for a protein of 758 amino acids. The transcript is spliced from 3 exons.
AUGGCCGAUUUUCAAGAUGUGUUGAGCAAUGUCAUGGAUAGGCUCGAUGCAUGGGGCAAGAAGUCACAAUCUUUGGGAGGUAAGAUUACUCUCAUUAGCAGCUCUUUGAUGUCUAUGCCAAACUUUUUAGUAACACAUUCAUUAGUUCCUAAAAAAGUGUUGUAUGAGAUGGAGAAACUGUGUAGAAGUUUCAUUUGGCAUAAACCAAAUGGAGAUCGUAGUAUGCACUACGUGGCUUGGGAAGAAUUGUUCAAACCGAGAAGUAUGGGAUGUAUGGGACUUCAAUCUCCUGCUAUGAGGGUUAGUUCUUUGAGAUUGAAGUUGGCUUGGGAUUUUUUUCAGAAACUAUAUACUCUUUGCCACAGAACUAUCAAGCACAAAUAUGGGGAUGUUAUAAUGAUUGGUACGCACAAAAAGGUAGCGUCAAAUGCAUGGAAAAUUCUGCUUGAUGGGGGAAGACAGCUGAAGAACAUAACCAUAUGGGUAAUUGGCAGUGGGGAUAAGGUCAAUGUGCUGAAUGAUAUCUGGAUAUUAGACAAGUGCAUUAGCAGGUGGCCUACAUUUGUGGAUUGUUUUGCUUUGGAAGGAAUGUAUGUAAACCAAUUGCUAUUGAAUGAAGGCCAAUGGAAUUAUGCGUUACUUCAGGAAGUUUUCCAUCCUGAUCUCAUACUGUUGAUCAGCAAAAUCCAGAUUUAUUCUGGGUUGGAGGACCGGAGGGAGUUGCUGAGAAUGUACUCAAGCAAGUCUGUGUCUGCUCUGUCUUCAGAGUAUAUUUUGAAUUGUAAAUUCAAUAUGGAGUCAAACUCAACAAAAAAAGUUGAGAUUUUUUGGUGGAGGCUUGGGAAAUUUGCAAUUCCCACGAAUGUUUACCUUAAUUACCACAGGAUUGUUGUGGAUUAUUCUUGUGCUAGAGGUUGUAAUGCUGUAGAGAGUUAUGAACACAUUAUGGUCCAUUGCAAAUUUAUGGUUGAAGUUCUUAACCAGAUACUGGAUUGGGGCAUUUCCAUUCCAGUUUUCCAUUCUCUAGAUAGCUGUUUGCAGGAGUUAAGAAGACUAACUUCUCGGAAUUCCGGUACUGUUAAAAUAUACUGCACUAUUGUUUAUCUUUCUUGGAAGAAUAGGAAUGAAGUGAAACAUGGCAAAGAUGCUUUGCCUUCUUCUGUGGUAGCUUCAGAUGCUUUGUCUUUGGCCAUUACUAAAGCUAGUCCACAUCUUUCCAACUGGGGAACUAAUCUCCUUAGGGAGUCUCGUGAGUCUUGGUGCCCCCCUCCGAAAGACUGGAUGAAGAUCAAUGUAGAUGCGUCAUUGCUUAGAUCUAACUGUGCUGGUAUCGGUGGCAUCUUCAGAGAUCAUAAGGGAAGGUUUAUUCUUGCUUUUGGGAAAAAUAGAGUCCAUUGGGACAUUACCAAACUCGAAUUGGAGGCUGUAUUCUCGAUUAGGGAAUACAUUAGGAGUUGGAUGCUUGAGUACAAAGGGGUGAUUAUUGAGAGUGACAACCUCAAUAUUAUUAAGUUCAUUCAAGAUUCUUUCAAAAAUAAUAAGUGGAUUGUGGAUAGUUGGCCUUCGGAGGAGCUUCUAUUUUUUAAUGAUUUUCAUAAAGUAGUUUUCCAACAUGUUCAUAGAAGAUGUAAUAAGGAAGCUAUAGAGGAAGUUCUCAAUGGAGGUGCAUGGUAUGUGGGAGGUUUUUUCAUUGGAUUAGAUAAAUGGACUCCCAAUUUUUCUCCUUAUUCCUUGAAUGGGAUUUCUUCUCCCAUUUGGGUUCAUCUUCCACACUUGCCAUUACACUGCUGGGAGGAAACCAACAUUACGAGAAUUAUUUCGAGUAUAGGGACUCCUUUAUUAUUGGAUGGAAACAUGUUUAGAUGGGGGAGAAGGGAAUUCGCUAGAGCUUGUGUUCGUGUAAAAUUAAACUCUAAGCUUCCUAGUGGUAUUUGGGUUGAAGAUCUUAUUAAUAAGGAAGUUCCCAAAGAACCUUUAUUAGUUGAAGAUAGUUCUUACGGACCUUGGAUGCAUGUCAAAUUCAAAUCCAAAAGAAAGACUAAAAGUGUUAAGAGGGAUUAUCAUUUAAAUCAUGGUGCAGAUUUUCAACCAGUUCGUCGGUUCUAUGGUGGUUCUAAUUCAGAUCGCCUCCCUUUGAAAGUAGCAUUAAAUUUGGUAGAAAAUACUGCUGAAAUUAAGGGAAGAGAUGAAGUGGCUGUUAGCCUUAAUUCAGAUUUGUUGAUCGAGCCGGAUAUUGCUCACAAUACAAAUUUUGAAACAAUAAAUCGGGUUCGUUGA